AUGGCUGGUGACGAGCCCGGACCAAAGCCCUCGCCCAAAGACGCGUCGACGUCAUCCGAAACCGCCAAAGACCGACUCGCGCAGGUCAGCUCCCACAUCGCGCCCAACACACCAAAGCGACGACGACGGAAAGUAGCAGACUUAGAUCUGCCUGCUGAUUACUCAGACAUCCUUGGGCAGAUCGCGACUCUGCGCAAAAGUGCCGCGACGCCCGACAAGAACAAUAGGGGCUACGUGAGGCAGAAGCAGGCAGGAAAGCUAUGGGUGCGCGAAAGGGUCGAGCAGCUGCUUGAUCCGGGGAGCUUCCAGGAGGUGGGCAGCGUGAGUGGGACAGUGAAGUGGAAGCAAUUGGGGCCGGUGAAAGAAGAGCCCGGAGACUACGUGCCUUCGAACAACGUGCAGGGCUUCGGACGACUACGAGGUCGAAAGAUUGUCUUCACGGCCGAUGACUUCUCCAUACGCGCUGGACACGCUGAUGGCGCGCUUAUGGAGAAGACCAUAUAUAUGGAGAAGCUCGCAAUCGCGUUGAAGCUUCCCAUCGUCAAACUCGUCGAUGGCUCAUCCGGCGGCGGCUCCGUCACGACCAUUCGCUCCACAGGCUUCUCCUACGUCCCUCCGCUACCCUCCUUCGCACAAGUCGUACAACAGCUCAACAUGGGAAUACCGAAUCUGGGCACGGUUUGUGGACCGGCGAUUGGUCUAGGAGCAGCUCGUGUGGUGGCCUGCCACUUCUCGGUCAUGGCUGCAGAUAUCGGAUCUUUGUUCAACGCCGGUCCCAGUGUUGUGAAGAGCGCGACAUUCGAGGAGGGUCUUUCCUUUACAGAUCUUGGUGGGCCCGCAAUGCAUUGCACCAAUGGCACAAUCGAUAACCUCGCACCGGACGAGGCAGGCUGCUUUGAACAGAUACGCAUGGUUUUGAGCUACCUGCCCGACUGCGGUACGAAGCUGCCUCCAGCAAUCGACUGCUCUGAUCCAAUCGACCGAAUGUCAGAAAACCUCCGAUCAAUCAUACCGCGUUCCAAGAACCGCAUGUACAACCCGCGGGCCAUCAUCACCGAAGUUGUCGACCAAGGCUCGUUCUUCGAGAUUGGAGCCCUUUGGGGUACUACGGCCAUAGUAGGCCUUGCGCGUUUCGCAGGCAAACCGGUCGGCAUAGUCUCUCUCAACUGCGAGCAGAAUGCUGGCGCACUUGAUGCAUUGGGUUCGCAGAAGAUUACACGCAUGCUAAAGUUCCUUGACGUAUUCAACCUCCCGCUCGUCCAAUUCGUCGACGUCCCAGGCUACGCGAUAGGAACCGUUGCAGAGCGCACUGCAACGAUGCGGCACGGUGUCACUCUCGCUACGACCUAUUACAGCACAACCAUGCCCAUCUUCAACGUCAUCGUGCGACGCGUCUACGGCGUAGCAGGAGGCAUCAUGCUGGACUGCCGUGACCCACGCAUGCGCGUCGCUUGGCCGUCCGGCGUGUGGGGCUCCUUACCACUCGAGGGUGGCAUUGAAGUUGGACAUUCGUUUGAACUCAAGGAGAUUGAGAGGAAAGAAGGAAGAGAAGCGCGAGACAGGCGUUAUACAGAGUUGGAGAACGAGUACAAACGACUGAUGAACCCAGUUCGGACUGCUAAUGCGUUCGGCAUCGAGGAGAUUAUCGAUCCGGCAUAUACACGGCGAGUCUGUUGUGAGUGGACAGAUCACAUGUAUGAAAGCUUACUGCCAGAGCGCAUUUUGGAGAGGAUCGCGGGAAAGUUGCAGCCUUCCUUCGCUUAG
Molecule: messenger RNA, 1764 nt
Organism: Alternaria infectoria
Lineage: Eukaryota; Fungi; Ascomycota; Dothideomycetes; Pleosporales; Pleosporaceae
Exons: 3
Coding region: 1-1764 (587 amino acids)
Molecular function (GO): propionyl-CoA carboxylase activity
Source: RefSeq, a predicted model, not a curated record